Messenger RNA from Pangasianodon hypophthalmus (striped catfish), 5661 nucleotides. It is a transcript of the gene mapk8ip3, whose product is annotated as mitogen-activated protein kinase 8 interacting protein 3. The transcript is spliced from 32 exons. Gene Ontology annotation, molecular function: kinesin binding; JUN kinase binding; MAP kinase scaffold activity. Lineage: Eukaryota; Metazoa; Chordata; Actinopteri; Siluriformes; Pangasiidae. Bases 741 to 4724 code for a protein of 1327 amino acids. Gene Ontology annotation, biological process: vesicle-mediated transport. Gene Ontology annotation, cellular component: cytoplasm. The record is from RefSeq and is a predicted model, not a curated record.
UCUCUCAGCACCCGGAGAGAGCGAAUGGGAAGCGGCAUCACCGCCCCACGUUAAAAAACACCGCACCGACUGUGGAUGCCAAAAGCCGACUUGUGCCGCUAUGCUUUAUAGACACUACACCCGGGCGUCGAGCAGCGGCCAGGUGACAUCCGCCUGUAUGUAUAUGUAAACGGGCUAGCUAUUUACCCUUUAUUUAUUUAUUUAGCUCCUUAUUAUUAUUUUUCUCCUCCAUUGAUUUUGUCGGCGCAGUAAUGGCCGCGCAGAGGCAGGUGCAGCGUCGCGGAUGUUUGUGCGCGUGAUGUGACGGAUUCCGCCCGCGCGCUGGGAUGGGAUGGGACACACCGAACCGAGGCCCGAUCUUUCCGGUGACACGUCUGAUGAGGCUUUACAUCGAGGCGUAGGGGUGAGGUUUUAAUAGCGCCGGCUGAGGGCCUCCUCUCGCAUAGCGGCACAAGGACUAAACAAACAAUCCGCGCGGCCGAGAUUCUCCCCGUGACACUGCGGCGCAUCCUGAUGCUUUUCACAUCCCAUCAUGGAGCAGUGUGGCAGCGCGUGCACCUGAUGACGCCCCUGUAAAUGAACCCCAGUCCCUCCUCCCAAAAUAAUAACGUCUGGAUGUAAAAAGAAUCGCACUCGCACUCUUUCUGAAUCACACGCGCGUUUGUUUAUUUAUUUAUUUAUCUGAUUCCCCUGCGUUACAAAACAAACAAACAAACAAAAAACACAGUAACAUCGCCAAGAUGAUGGAGCUGCCGCUGGACGAGGUCGUCUACCAGGACGACUACGGCUCCGUGUCCGUGAUGUCGGAGCGCGUGUCCGGCCUGGCCAACAGCAUCUACCGCGAGUUCGAGCGCCUCAUUCGCAGCUACGACGAGGAGGUGGUGAAGGAGCUCAUGCCGCUCGUGGUGAACGUGUUGGAGAACCUGGACGCCGUGCUCACGGAGAACCAGGAGCAUGAGGUGGAGCUCGAGCUGCUCAAGGAGGACAACGAGCAGCUCAUCACGCAGUACGAGCGGGAGAAGGCGCUGCGCAAGCAGGCCGAGGAGAAGUUUAUCGAGUUUGAGGAUGCGUUGGAGGCAGAAAAGAAGGAUCUCCAGGCCCAAGUGGACUUUUUAGAAUUACAGGGAAAACAGUUGGAACUGAAGACCAAGAACUACGCAGAUCAGAUCUCCCGUUUGGAAGAACGUGAGUCAGAGAUGAAGAAAGAGUACAACGCUCUUCAUCAGCGACACACAGAAAUGAUUCAGACCUAUGUUGAACACAUUGAACGCUCCAAAAUUCAACAGGCUGGAGGCAACCAGUCAGAUACCACAGGCUGCGGAAGAACUCAACGCAACACCUGGAGGAAAAGUAAAGCGGAGCGACCUCCUUCGUUGAGUCUCUUUCCCACUGGGGAUGCUAUGGUACGUGGGGGUCACGGGGGGGCUAGGACGACGUCGACAGACGCCUGGCAUGCCAGUGAUCUGGGUCGAGCCGUCUACGCCCCUGGCUUCCAGGAGGACGGCUCAGAGUCCGACUCAGUUGUGGCCACGCCCAGCAGCACAGGCAGCAAAUCAAACACUCCCACCUCAUCUGUUCCCUCGGCAACAGUUACCCCUCUGAAUGAGGCGGUGGUUCCCUCUGGAGAGUUUGACAUGUGCCGGGGGCGGAGCCGCAAAAACGCCAAGAGGCUCAGCAGGAAUAUGGAAGUGCAGGUCUCACAGGAGACCAGGAAUGUCAGCAUCGGUAUGGGAAGCAGUGAUGAGUGGUCUGAGUUUCAGGAAAUCAUAGACUCUACUCCAGAGUUAGAUAUGUGCAUGGACCCUCGUAUCUAUGGCGGAGGAAACAGUCCAUCUCAGGGCAUAGUGAACGAGGCAUUUGGCAUCAACACAGACUCGCUGUACCACGAGAUCAAAGACGCAAAAUCUGACAUCAUUGGUGAUGUGGAUGCCGGAGCAGAGCUGCUCGGGAUGGGGAAAGAGGUGGAGAACCUUCUCACAGAGAACAAACAACUACUGGAGACCAAGAAUGCUCUGAACAUUGUGAAGAACGACCUGAUCGCGAAAGUGGAUGAGCUGUCGGGAGAGCAGGAGGUCUUGAGGGAGGAGCUGGAGGCAGUUAAACAGUCCAAGAACAAAGUGGACAGCAGAGUCAAAGACCUGGAGGAGGAGCUGAAGAGGCUGAGAGCUGAGGCACUCGGAGCAUCUCAGGACUCAAAGGAUGAAGGAGGAGAGGAUGAUGAUGUGGCCAUGGCGCAGAGGCGCAGGUUCACACGGGUCGAGAUGGCGCGUGUCCUGAUGGAACGCAACCAGUACAAAGAGAGACUGAUGGAGCUGCAGGAGGCCGUCCGCUGGACUGAGAUGAUCAGAGCCUCUAGAGAGAAUCCUCAAAUCCAAGAGAAGAAGAAAUCAACCAUCUGGCAGUUCUUCGCACGUCUCUUCAGCUCAUCCUCAAGCCCUCCUCCAGUGAAGCGGCCAUACACCAGUGUCAACAUCCACUAUAGAUCCCCCUCUCCUGGCUUCAACCAGAGACGCUCACAGACCAUGUGCCAGAUCUCCACUUCCAACCGCACACUUGAGUUCUUCCCUGAGGAACUGCCCAGUAAUGGUGUUGCGUCUCUCCUUAGCGACUCGGCGCUCUCAGUCCGUAGGGAGCAGCGGCGUGAGCAGUACCGGCAGGUCCGUGAGCACAUGCGCCGGGACGAUGGCCUCAUGCAGGCCUGUGGCUGGAGUGUGCCACCCCGAUUUAAACAGACGGGUUCCCAGGCAGACAGCGCUCAGGACGCCGCAGGAAAGAGGCCGCAGGCCAAUGAGAAAGAGGACAACCGCAUGAAAAACGUCCCUGUGCCUGUAUACUGCCGCCCUCUGGUGGAGAAGGAUCCCAACAGGAAGCUGUGGUGUGCUGCUGGAGUGGACUUGACUGGCUGGAGGACACCCAGUCAAGAGGCGGGAGUGAAGCUACCAGCCAAUGGCACUGAUCCUCUGACUGGAGAGGACGAGGAAGGAGAGAAUAAGAGCGAACACAGCUCACCGGAGAAGAAGAAGCCUAAGGAGCUACAUGAGACAGACUCCAUGAGUAGCCGUGUGUGGAUCCUGACCAGCACUCAUUCAGCCAGUAAGGUGGUCAUUAUCGAUGCCAAUCAGCCCGGGUCACUGGUUGACCAGUUUAAUGUGUGUAAUGCCCACGUGCUCUGCAUCUCCAGUGUUCCAGCGGCCAGCGAGAGCGAUUACCCUGCAGGUGAGAUAUUUCUGGAGCAGCAGGGUGAUGGUGGUUCAGAGGAUACUGGUAGAGUGGAGGGAAUGCUGGCAGGCAUCACACUGGUGGGGUGUGCAACCAACUGCAGCGUCGUGCGUAGUAACUGCUCCUCACGCACCGACACCCCAGUGCUGGACAAAGGACAAGCACCUGCAGCUCCAGUGUGUAGCCGGCUGGCAGUGUCUCAGUCAGCAGAGGAAGCCACUGAAGCCAUGGAAGUGUCAGAGGAGGCGGGGCCAGCUGAGGAGGGCGGUAGCUCCGCCUCUUCUGGAACAUUCACUGAACAUGUCUUUACAGAUAAUUCACACAGUGAGGGUGGGGGCACUAAGGAGGAAGUGACAUCAGCACCUGCAGACUCAGAAAACGGAGGAGAUGAACGUGCUGGAACCAGUGCCGCACCCACCAUGUGGCUCGGUGCCCAGAAUGGCUGGCUGUAUGUGCAUUCUGCAGUGGCAAACUGGAAGAAGUGCCUCCACUCCAUCAAACUCAAAGACUCUGUACUCAGUCUAGUGCAUGUUAAAGGAAGGGUGUUGGUGGCACUGGCAGAUGGAACUCUUGCCAUUUUCCACAGAGCUGAAGACGGUCAGUGGGAUCUGUCGAACUAUCAUCUGAUGGACCUGGGUCGCCCUCACCACUCCAUUCGCUGUAUGGCUGUGGUGCAUGACAAGGUCUGGUGUGGCUACAAGAACAAAAUCCAUGUAAUCCAGCCAAAGAGCAUGCAGAUUGAGAAAUCAUUUGACGCUCACCCUCGCAGGGAGAGCCAGGUCAGGCAGCUUGCCUGGAUCGGAGACGGCGUAUGGGUGUCCAUCCGUUUGGACUCCACACUGCGAUUGUACCAUGCGCUCACACACCAGCACCUUCAGGAUGUGGACAUCGAGCCCUAUGUCAGCAAGAUGCUUGGUACAGGGAAGUUGGGCUUCUCAUUUGUUCGGAUAACAGCUCUGCUGAUUGGAGGAAACCGAUUGUGGGUAGGAACAGGAAAUGGAGUCAUCAUCUCCAUCCCUCUGACCGAGACUAUAGUCCUACAUCGGGGACAACUUCUUGGCCUGAGGGCAAACAAGGUGUCUCCCACAUCAUCAGGAGGUGUGAUCCAUGUAUAUGCUGAUGACAGCAACUCAGACAAAGGCAAUGGUAGCUUCAUCCCAUACUGCUCCAUGGCCCAGGCUCAGCUGUGCUUCCAUGGGCACCGGGAUGCAGUCAAAUUUUUCGUGUCAGUGCCAGGCAACGUGCUGGCCACCCUAAAUGGCAGUGUCCUGGAUAGUCCAUCAGAGUCUCAGGGUUCUUCAGCCCCAGCGGAGACAGAAGCUCAGAGUGUUCAGAACGUGUUGGUCCUCAGUGGAGGGGAGGGCUACAUUGAUUUCCGCAUAGGUGAUGGUGAGGAUGAUGAAACUGAGGAGGCAGAUGGCGAAGCCCCUCAGAUUAAGCCAACAUUGUCUAAAGCUGAGAGGAGCCAUAUUAUUGUUUGGCAGGUGUCCUAUGUCCCCGAGUAAUGCUAUCAGACACUUUAUGCCUGCAUUCCCCAUCUUGUAACUUUGGCCCCAAAUAUUCUCUAUGAAACCUUGUGUAUUCCUAACAAUGCCCCUUAAAUUCUGUAUGUAAGCUCUGUAACUACCCCCUAAGGCCUGUAUUUACCAUCCCUAAAUUGUAACUAUCCCCUGUAUGUUGGCUGAUUUGCCCCUGUGACUGCCCUUUACUCCAAUGCGAACAGCUCAAGACUCUUCUACAUCUUACAGCUGAACGGCAAUUAUAAAUGCAUUCGAUACAACUACCUUUCUCAGAAUAACUCAGUUUUUGCCAAAUGUAUAAACAUGCUCUUGCGCUAUUCUUACUUGUCCACCAGCUCACAGCUCACUGGAUAGUUGCUUUUAUUCCAGGUGGAAUAAGGAUAGGGAGCUGUGAUUGGUUAAAAGGGUUUGCAGAGCUCUUUGGUUUGUAUGAUCCUUAUUUAGGAAUUUGUUUAUAUGAUGUAAUAAGGAGGAUGGUGGGGAAGACGCAAGGGAUGUGUACAAAGGUGUAAAUAUUGAGGCUCGGUACAUACAACGUAGUGUCAUUUUAGGGGAGUAAUUGAAAGUGUGAUACCUGAUGGCUCAGGAAUUGAAAUGACAAUAAGAUAAGAAAGCACAUUUGAAGGAGACCUGUUUCAAAUAUUUAAAAUGUCACUGAUAUGGCAGAUAAAGUCAAUAAAUACAAAAUUGUUUAAACACCACCCUAAAUUAACAUACAGAAAGUAAGACAUAUCCAUCAGGUAAGCUGUGAGCUGGCUUUAUCUUCAAAGUAGACUGGGUUUUGUGGGACACACACAAGUUCUAUGAUUGGCUACUGGUUUGACUGACAGUUGAAAGGACCGAUCUGAUCGUCUGUAUGUAACAAUAUAUGUUCUCUUAUGUGUGGUUAAAUAUUAAAUAUUAAACAUAUUCGUGCUCUGAA